This is a messenger RNA of Aureobasidium vineae, 840 nucleotides long. The record is from the annotation of a GenBank genome assembly. Lineage: Eukaryota; Fungi; Ascomycota; Dothideomycetes; Dothideales; Saccotheciaceae.
AUGUCUGAAGUUCAACAAACCCCUAACCACAUGGCUCCCAAGAUCAAGAGCAAGAGAAAGACUUGGUUGCAGCAUCGAAGACAAGUACAGAUCGAAAGAGAAAUUGCAGAGCAGCCCGACCAAAGCGCAGAAGACGACAUGUCGCCGUCCCAGAACUUCGAAGGCGCUCAACGCAGAGCGAGCGUUCAAGGCACCGACACCACGACUCUCAUGACCCCUCCCAUCGAGUUCGAGGAGUGGUCAACUAAGAGCUGCCCACCUUCUGCCAUCCGCAAUGCUCACAAUCCACCUGCCGCCAGAUCUACGACUCCUGAGAGCAUCGAGGCUGCACCACGAGUCAGCACUCCCAGAAUUAUGGAGAUCGCCUCGCAGACAGCACCCAAGAUCACAAUUACCACCGAUCCGACCCCUGUAAGCCACAUCUCAAGAACCACGAUCAGCACCACAGCUCCCAGCAUGAGCGAACACCAGAUCUUUGCUAUGCUGGCUGGCCACAACUUCUUCAUCCCACCUUCCGCUUCACUUAACACCACUUCGCUCAUUCUUUUCAAGCACGACACACCAUCUCUCGAACGCUUCCGUUUGCUCCACAACCAGCUGUUCAUCGAGCUAGGCCGUGUGGUUGAGGAGCAGUUGCAGCCUCCUCCUUUCCCAGAGACCAGCACCGAGGCAUAUAGACAGAGAGAAGAACUCAUGCUGGGAUUGCUGACCGAGGUUGUUCCGGCUCUGAACCAUCUUACAGAGAGGGUGGGUAAGGAAGUCAAGUCCGGCAUCCAGAAGCACCAGGCAGGAUUGAGACUGUGGGCUGGAGAGAGGGGCCAGAAGGAGGAAGGCCCUUGA